CGCCAGACACGAGCGCGCACAGGGCGCAGAGCGGCGCCCCACCACCGCCUUUGCGUCAGCCAUCCUCACACAGUCAGUGACACAACACAACAUCAGCCCCUCGCAGCAUCCGCAUCUCCCGGCCAGGAGGACCAGAAGCACAUCUUCAUCUGAGCAUCCAUUCCACAACUGCCCACCAUCGUCUGCGCACCGCCGGCACCAAGGCGUGUGUCUCCAGCGUUCGCUUUCUGCCUCGGCUCGGAUUAUUACUAUUUUUUGCUGCACAUAUAUGGUUUUAUGAUUUUUUCCAGAUUUAUAGGAGACAAAACACCCAAAACGCGGAGCAUCAUAUCUCCAGCUCGUGUUAUUUUCUCCAAAAGCCCGACACCUGCAGUGACCAUCUGGGGAGCUGAAACACCACAGCGACCGUUUGAGCCCAGGUGAUCGUUAUCCGCUCAGAGAUCUGUUUACCAGACGCUCUCCUCCCAGGCUUUGGAUGCCCAGCGGCACACCGUAGCCCGGGACCCCCAGCCCCCAGCAGCUCUGAGGCCUUGAGACCCUCAGGAUCUCCCCUGACAGACCCUCGUCGACGCCUGACGCCUCCCCGCAGUCGCCAUGGGAACCGUGCUGUCUUUGUCCCCCAGCUACCGGAAGGCGGCUCUCUUUGAGGACGGCCCGGCCACCGUGGGCCACUACACGGCCGUCCAGAACAGCAAGAACGCCAAAGACAAGAACCUGAAGCGCCACUCGCUCAUCAACGUGCUCCCGUGGAAGCGGAUUGUAGCAGUGUCGGCCAAGAAGAAGAGCUCCAAGAAGGUGCAGCCCAACGGCACCUACCAGAACAACGUCACCCACCUGAACAACGAGAACCUGAAGAAGUCUCAGUCCUGUGCCAACUUAUCCACCUUCACCCAGGACCAGAGCACCCCCGCUCUCACCAAGAGCUCGAACACCAGCACGUCGUCCGUGAAGAAGGCGCCUGUGGCCAACUCCAACGUUGCACCCGGGACCCCCAAGAGGGUGAUCGUGCAGGCGUCCACCAGCGAGCUGCUGCGCUGCCUGGGCGAGUUCCUGUGCCGCCGCUGUUACCGGCUCAAGCACCUGUCGCCCACCGACCCGGUGCUGUGGCUGCGCAGCGUGGACCGCUCCCUGCUGCUGCAGGGCUGGCAGGACCAGGGCUUCAUCACCCCCGCCAACGUGGUCUUCGUCUACAUGCUGUGCCGCGACGUGGUCUCCUCGGAGGUGGCCACGGAGCACGAGCUGCAGGCCGUGCUGCUCACCUGCCUCUACCUGUCCUACUCCUACAUGGGCAACGAGAUCUCCUACCCGCUCAAGCCCUUCCUGGUGGAGAGCUCCAAGGAGACCUUCUGGGACCGCUGCCUGUCCAUCAUCAACCUGAUGAGCGCCAAGAUGCUCCAGAUCAACUCGGACCCGCACUACUUCACUCAGGUGUUCGCCGACCUGAAGAACGAGAGUCAGAAGGAGGAGGAGAGGAGUCGCCUGCUCAUCGGCCUGGACCGUGAUAUUCGAACAAAAAAUGCCAGACUUGGGUAAAUACUUUGCUAACAUACAAAUAUAUAUCUAUAUGAAACAUGACAAAAAAAAAACAACAAAAAAACGACAACGACAAAAAGACAAAAAAUAAGAUUAGAAACGGAAGCAAACAUCUACAGCAAUGAAUGUGGACAGGACUGAGGCUGCAGCAGCCCAGCAGUGGCCUGCUGACUGACAAUGUGAUGUGCACUGCCUACUGCAGGAGGGUGAGGGCCAUCGCCUGACUGGCUUUCUCCAUGCAUCACGGAUGAACGGACAUCUCUGGCUGCACACGCGCUCUCUGGAACAACAACCACAUCCCCUCCUCGAGCCUGGAUGCGAGUGGACUCUGUUUUUGCUGCGAUGCAUAUCUGGCCGUCUGAGCGCCCGUCGAUGCUGGAUCCAUUUUUUUGUGGGUUUUAUGUUUGCGGCUCCACGACGGUACGAGGACAGAUGGGACAGACUUUAAGGAAACGUAAAUGAGACGUUUGUUAAAAAGACAACAGCCAGAGGACGAGGGGCCAAGAUGAGUUGUCUUACUGUGUGUGUUAAGAAAGACCUACUUUAUUUUCAUCUAGAAAAAAUAAAAACAACUUACUGGAUGUUUUACUCCCCAGAGGCUCAAACCUUCGGAGGCUUAUUUAUUGCUUUUCUGGAACAAGGUUUCUUUCAUUUCUUUUUUGUUUGUUUUUUACAUAGAAUUGUAAUGUUUUGCACGUGUGCCAUGCAAUUUUACAGAGUUUCCGUCCGGGGAGCUGGGAGCAAUUAGUACUUUCCUUCUUUUUACUUGAUUUGUAAACUAACUGCAUCUGCAUUAGAGAAUGCUGCGAACCAUGUGACACCAGUUUAUUUAGCUAUGCUUGCUAAAACUAGGUUAUUUGUUUACCAGGGUCCUUGUUUGUACGUUUUGUCCAUAGGUUGUGUUUCAGCCACUUAGCAACGAUGUUGGACUUUGUGCUUAUGAUUCAGCGUAGGAAAUGUUAUGACGGUGCCAUAUCUUUGAUGAAAACCCUACAGCUUUGAGAACUCUCUGAAACCCUGUUUGUCCAGCUGAGUGAUGGGAGGGAUUUUCAUCUACUAAUAACUUACUGACACAUUUAUUGCCAUUUACAUAUUUGUUAUUUAGGCACAUUCAAGUAAUGAAUGAUUAUUGUGGGAGACACUGAAAGGGGGAGGACGUAAACAGGAGGUAGUGGAGCAGGUGGGCUUAUUUUUGGUGGGAAUGAAGAUUGAUCUGGUUUAUGUAAAUUAAUAUUGCAGGGAGCAUCAGCGAAUAUAAACCUGAGAAGCCCUUUGAUCAAAACCGGUGUGAAGUCUAACCAUCACCAAAGUAUCCACCACCGACCCAGAAAGAACAAAACAUCCUUGAACUUUUACUCCAGAAAAAUGCCCCUCGUGCAGUCGUGCACGAGGGGUCACAUGAGCUGCCGUCACAUAUCAGAAAGACAAAGCACACACACACUUUCCAGGAGAGUCAGUUAUUCCAACAUCGCUGCAGCUAAAGCACAGAUCACCUCGACAGCUCCCUCAGCAUCACUUUCUGUGCACCUCAAAUGCAGAGUGACACCACAUGAUGGACAUAAACAUUCACCCGACGGUCCGAUUGCCUUUUUAAACCGCCAGACAAAGUCACAAGCUGCAGAGUUCCAGAGGAACAUAGAGGCGACAACAACUGAGAUGUAGCUUUUUCUUCUCAUGGGUGGAGAAGCUGCAGAAUUUCCACUCAUACACGUGAGAGAAGCGUAUUCAUUAUCGGAUCUCAGCACACGCAGUGUUCUGAACGGACUGACGGUGCCAUCUUCAAGUUCUGCUGCGUUUUGGGUCUCUGCUGAAACAGGCUGAUUUCUGGACGGGCUCCUGCUCUGUCCACAAACAGAGACCCUCAGUCUUUUCCUUUUCGUCCCCUAUUCACGCAAAAUGUGCCAUUUUUUCCCACUUUGCAUCUUUGAGUAGUUGUUUGAGAAAAUACUUAUAAAAUAUGAAAAAAAAAUCCACUCAAGUGAUAGUUAAAGACUUCCGUCAGAUUUUUUUCUGUAACUUGUUGCGUACUUUGUAGAAAAAAAAUGAAACCGUGGUUAAGAACUUCAAAAAGAGAGCAUUGGACGACAGCAUGUGAGAACGUGUGUGUGUGUGUGUGAAAGGCAGCAAUUCAUUUGUACAGAAGAAUGUGUGACUUAUUGUUUUGUUAUGGAGCAAACGCAGACCACGGUGGUACCAGGACUACAGAACUCGGGGCGAGGGAGGGGACGUCUGUUCAAUGAAACCAUUCUCUCUUCAAAAAGAUAAAAAAGCUGUCGCUGUAAUGGAACCUUUCUCGGUUUAUUUCUGCUUAUUUUAAUUUAUUUUUGUACUGUGAUGGAAAAAUAAAAUGCACUGAACGUUCAA
Messenger RNA from Betta splendens (Siamese fighting fish), 3897 nucleotides. RefSeq names its product cyclin-dependent kinase 5, regulatory subunit 1b (p35) (gene cdk5r1b). The record is from RefSeq and is a predicted model, not a curated record. Gene Ontology annotation, molecular function: cyclin-dependent protein serine/threonine kinase activator activity; protein kinase binding. Lineage: Eukaryota; Metazoa; Chordata; Actinopteri; Anabantiformes; Osphronemidae. The coding region runs from base 595 to 1533 and encodes 312 amino acids. The transcript has 3 exons. Gene Ontology annotation, biological process: positive regulation of cyclin-dependent protein serine/threonine kinase activity; brain development; activation of protein kinase activity. Gene Ontology annotation, cellular component: cytoplasm; protein kinase 5 complex.